UAGUUGUACGCAUUUUGUCCUCUGAUGUAGGCUUUGAUGGAUUGUUCUGCUCUUUAUUAUGUCAAUACUUUUUAUUUCAGAAAUUUUCAGUACGUGAGAAUCAAUGAUGAAGUCUGCAGUGACAACUGUACUCAUUCUAGCAUCGCUUGCUUCUGCAGCAAAUGCACUGCAGUGCUAUACAUGCAGCAGUCUAAUAAGUUCUUCUGGUUGCGGUGAAAAUGAUUUUGACCCUAAUACAGCCUCUAAGACGACAUGUGCCAACAACGAGGUUUGUGCGAAAGCCGUUGUUGGAGAUGUUGUCUCACGUGCUUGCAGCCCUAUAGGUGAAGGACUAACAGAUAACAAAUGCUUUCCUGUCGAAGAGGCUUCUACGAAUAUUUGCUAUUGCUCUACUGAUUUGUGCAAUAGUGCAUUGAGCAAAAAUCUUGGUCUUGUCUUAGCCUUCAUUGCCUUUAUGACCGCCAAGUAUCUGUAGAGCCAGUGACUUACCUGUAUCACAUAUUCCAAUGGCUGUUUGUAGUAUCAUUUUAAUAGGCCUACACGUGCUCUUUAUUUGGCAUGUUAGCUUAGCUUUAAUACUUUUACAAUAUACAUAUAGCGACAUAUAAGUGAGAUACGAUAUGGAAUGAUGUGUUUAUUACGAGCUAAAAAUUAGAGUUUAAUGCCUGUUUGUAGUAUCAUUUUAAUAGGCCUACACGUGCUCUAUAUUUGGCAUGUUAGCUUAGCUUUAAUACUUUGACAAUAUACAUAUAGUGUGACAUAUAGGUGAGAUGCAAUAUGGAAUUAUGUGUUUAUUACAAACUAAAAAUUAGAGAGUUUUAAUGCCAAUAUGUAUGAAAUAAACCCUUAAGCGUUUUACAGUAAUGUUUUAAUGAUAGGCCUACAUUUUGAACGUUAAAAAAAGUAGAGGAAUCUGCGAGUGUGAAAAGCUUUACCACACAGGAAGACGCCUGAACUAACAUGGCCAUUCAGGCUUUGUUUGUAGUACAUUAUAAUAUAAUAUCAUAUAUAAUUAUAUUACAUGCAUUGACAGCAGACGGUCCUGGUUUAUGUAUAUAUAAUUUCCCCCGCUAUUUUGCUCUUCGGACAUCCCUUCCCCGUGACAUUUUCCCCCCACCCACUAGGAAAACUAGGACAAUUGCCUCCCGGACUCUCCCCCCCCAACCCCUCUUUUACUUCAUGCGCUAAAUAAAACAAGAAUGUCUAUACAAGGAAUACAUCAAGAUUUAUCGUUAUUUUCAAUAAAAAAAAAUCUUUAUUUUUUAAUUGCAUAAGUAACAACAAUAUUUACAUGGGAAAUAUUCAUACAAAAUGUAUCUAAAUAAUAUUAGAAAUGAUUUACCGUACAGAAAGUCUUCUAAUUCCCCGUUCAGCAACCUUUUAUCAAAUAUUUAACACUCAGCCGCGACCCUUCGACCUCAAAUUAUCCUGAGAAAUAUUGGCCAAAUUAUCCUAAUUAUCCUGAGAAAUAUCUGCCAAAUUAUUAAAUAUUUUAUUAUUGUGGCCUGCUUUUAGCAACGGCCUUGAGUUUAUUGUUACCUUACAUCAUUUGAUUUUAUCUUUUUUUGCUAAGUUUCUAUAGAAUUGCUCACCCUAUCGGAGACAGUCGCCGACUGUUGUAGGGAAGGUUAAACCUGGUUCAACUUUGCCGAUUGGGUUGCCGACGAAUCGGGGUGCCUUAGAAAUGCACCCUGAUUUGUCUGCAACGCAAUCGGCAAAGUAUUUUCAACCUUCUCAACAACUGUCACCGAUGGGGUGAGCGAUUCUAUAGAAACUAAGCUUUAAAGAAAGAUUUCAUUUAAAUGUGAAAAAAAUGAACAUACCUAGUUAUACCUUGUUAUUUUGCUUCGAUAUUUUCUAGAUUCGAGGACGUAUAUUUACAUUUUGAUCACUUGCGAGAGAUAUCGAUGUUUAAUGAAUUACUUUUUUGAGAAGUUAAAAUUUGAACGUGUAUAUUUUGUGUCACACAAAAGAUGAUCAUCAAAUUUAAUACCUAGGCCCGUUAGUGCGAUGGUUUACUUCUCGACAGAAAGUUAUAUUCAAUCCGACACUGGAGCGGCGAUAAUGACAUACUCCUCAAGUUAGCAUAAAGGGCCACUGUUUUCAGUCUUUUUUUCGAUAAUUUUGGGCAAUUUUUGUUGGGCGUAUUUUAGUAGUAAAUUCGCGUGUUAUGGACAAUCCGAACAUAAGCAUAUAUAAUGCUCGUAUAAGACGACCCCACGUUUUUCAAUCAUAAUUUGCUAUUUUAAUAUUUGAUCUUAUACGCGAGAAUAUACGCGACGAUUGAAAUCCAGCCUUACAUAUCACGUUGUUGUCGUAAAUGGCAUUAGAAACUUUGUUGCAACCUGGUUGAUGUCUUUUUUUUAUUUUAUAUAAAAAUUUACAAAUGGCUCCUGUUUAAGUCAAUGUCAAACUAAUGCCUGGGUUUUCUUAAGAAUCGCUACACUAUUUGUACAGUUUUUUUUCUGCAAUCUAGCAGAAUAGCACUGGCGUAGUAGUCUCCGACAAAAUAGGGAAAGCUCCCCGAUACGACCAAUUUUGUGAAAGCGACGAUUUACAUGCAUCGGGAUUCGGUUGUUGGCAUUCUUUUGUCGGCACUUUCGUUUUUACCAUCAAUUAUACCAAGGUGUAAAAAUGUGGAAUAACUUCUCAUAACUAUUAAAUUCUUAAAAUCAUAUUUCUUUUUUCAAAAGGCAGCUCCAUAAUCAACUCAACAAUAAUAAUAUUUUUACCUGUAGCUAAGUUAGUUAAUUCUGCCCUUCUGUUUUGUAUGGGGAUUCAUAGUAAAGGCUCAGCCUGUUUUGAAUGCCAACCGAUAUGAGUGUCAACCGAUAGUAUAUGAUCACGUUCCAUGAUAGAUUAUAUCCACAGAGUGCCCCUAAGCCAAAAUUUCAAAAUUGAAUAAAUUGCGUUUUUCCGAAUCACGACACAAUGAGUAGAUUUAGGCCUACUGGUUAAAAUUUAAAAAUUUAAGAUUUUAUUUUUAAAUCACAGAAAAUCACAAAUUUAUAUUCAGUACAUUCUCGACUGUCUUGGAAAUGUGGACCUUAUGUUGGGUGCGUUAUAAACACUUAACACCCUACACCUACUGGGUAUACGGGUCUGAAACUUUACAUUUGAAUUUCUCUUGCCAAUUAAUGCAGUAUUAUACGCUUAUUAGACAUCUUCUCAAUUUCUCAGCAUUUAAAAAAAAUAAUCUUUUUCCACUUCCAACGUUGUAUGAUUUGAAAUUUACAUACAAUUCACGUCGUUGCUCUUCUUCCGAUUCCGUGUUCAUGUUCAGUCUCUCAGUGCUCGGUGGUCAUUUUUUACUUUCUUUUUAGAUGCGCUGUAUCAAAGUGUGUUUGUAAGUUUUAAGCUCUAUGUCUACAAUUAGGCUACCAACUCCAUUAAAAACUUGGAAUAACAAAAUAUAAUAAAAUUAUUAUGCCUUUCAAUAAGUUUAUAAGAAUCAACGAACAUGUAUAGCCUGAUUGAUUUUGUAUUAACCAUACAUUGUGACAUAAAUCAUAAUAACAAUAAAAGAACUCAAUAGUGUA
Molecule: messenger RNA, 3539 nt
Organism: Anneissia japonica
Lineage: Eukaryota; Metazoa; Echinodermata; Crinoidea; Comatulida; Comatulidae
Product: lymphocyte antigen 6D-like
Exons: 3
Coding region: 104-475 (123 amino acids)
Biological process (GO): sleep; regulation of synaptic transmission, cholinergic; positive regulation of voltage-gated potassium channel activity
Source: RefSeq, a predicted model, not a curated record